This is a messenger RNA of Carcharodon carcharias (great white shark), 600 nucleotides long. It is a transcript of the gene fgf4, whose product is annotated as fibroblast growth factor 4. The record is from RefSeq and is a predicted model, not a curated record. Gene Ontology annotation, cellular component: cytoplasm. Lineage: Eukaryota; Metazoa; Chordata; Chondrichthyes; Lamniformes; Lamnidae. The coding region runs from base 1 to 600 and encodes 199 amino acids. Gene Ontology annotation, biological process: positive regulation of cell population proliferation; regulation of cell migration; positive regulation of protein phosphorylation. The transcript is spliced from 3 exons. Gene Ontology annotation, molecular function: fibroblast growth factor receptor binding; growth factor activity.
AUGUUGAUCAGGAUGUUCUGCAAGACAACAAUUCAAUCGGCCUCCUUGCCAAUCUUGCUCCUUGGACUUGUCUCUGGUUUGGGGCGCUGUGCCCCUCUCUCUGCCCAGCCCAACGCCACCCUGGAGCGCAGAUGGGAGACUCUCUUGUCCCGCUCCAUGCCUCGAAUCCCGGGGGAGAGGAAGGAGAUCAGCCGGGAGACUGACUAUUUGCUGGGCAUCAAAAGGCUGCGACGGCUUUACUGCAACGUAGGCAUCGGAUUUCAUCUUCAAGUAUUACCGGAUGGAAGGAUAAAUGGAAUACACAACGAGAACCGGUACAGUCUUUUAGAAAUUUCUCCCGUGGAAAGGGGAGUCGUCAGCCUUCUCGGUGUCAGAAGUGGGCUGUUUGUAGCCAUGAAUAGCAAAGGCAAACUCUAUGGAUCUGCAUACUACAGUGAUGAAUGCAAAUUCAACGAAAUACUCCUACCUAAUAAUUACAACGCCUACGAGUCCAACGCAUACCCAAACAUGUAUAUGGCGUUAAGCAAGAAUGGCAAAACAAAGAAGGGAAACAAAGUGUCUCCCAUCAUGACAAUGACUCAUUUUCUACCGAGAAUCUGA